Salvia splendens (bonfire salvia) is the source of this 1759-nucleotide messenger RNA. RefSeq names its product histone-lysine N-methyltransferase EZ3. The coding region runs from base 188 to 1417 and encodes 409 amino acids. Gene Ontology annotation, molecular function: chromatin binding; protein binding; histone H3K27 methyltransferase activity. Gene Ontology annotation, biological process: heterochromatin formation. Gene Ontology annotation, cellular component: nucleus. The record is from RefSeq and is a predicted model, not a curated record. Lineage: Eukaryota; Viridiplantae; Streptophyta; Magnoliopsida; Lamiales; Lamiaceae. The transcript is spliced from 13 exons.
GGCACUGAUCUGUAGUGACAAUGAAGAUGAUCUGGUGUAGUUGGAGGGUGAGAAACCUAAAUUUUCUGAUGGGGAGGAUUGCCUUAUUCGCGUGGCUUUUUUAGAGUGUGGGAUAGGGAAUGAAGUUGUUGAUGAGUUGACCCAGUUUGUUGGAGGAUCCUCUCAAGAAAUUAAAGAGCGUUGCACUAUGCUCAUGGAAACAGAUCAACAAAUGGAGAUACGGAAGAAAACUUUGAAGGAAGAGAUAUCUGGAGAUAAUGUGUACCUGGACCAAAGCCUCAGUACUGCUUUAGAUUCUUUUGACAAUCUAUUUUGUCGUUGUUGUCUGGUGUUUGACUGUCGUUUACAUUGUUGUUCCCAAGUUCCAACCAGUCAUAAUGAAAAGCAAAUUGGCCAAUUUGUUACAGAAGUGGACCGUAAGCCCUGUGGAGAUCAAUGUUAUCUUCAGCAACCAUGCAAAUCUACAGGAAAUUCAAUCAAAGCUUCACAUAAAUGGAGCAAUUGGAACCCUUUGGAGAAAGACUUAUACCUCAAGGGAUUACAAAUAUUUGGAAGAAAUAGUUGUUAUAUAGCUCGGAAUUUGCUCCCUGAUCUGAAAACUUGCGAAGAAGUAUCUAAUUACAUGUCUGGUGAUGGAGCCAUAAUGCUUUUUGGAUCUUCAGCUAAGCUAAAUGAAGCUGGGAGGGAUGGCAUGGAUCCUAUGGAGCCAGAUAUGGCAGCCAAAUCAAGAAUAAGUCAUAAAAGGGGAAGAGUGCGCAAGGGCAAGGUUAAGUCUUCAAGGAAGUACCGUCAGUCCUUGUGGAGAAUGAUUGCGGAGGGAAAGGACAUCCCAUAUAAGCAAUAUUCUCCAUGCAUGUUCCAGCCAACGUAUGGGAAGCAGUGUCCUUGCUUUCAGAAUGGAACUUAUUGUGAGAAAUGCUGCGGGUGCUCAAAAAGCUGCAAAAAUCACUUCAGAGGGUGCCAUUGUGCUAAAGGUCAAUGUAAAAGCCAACAAUUCCCCUGCUUUGCAGCUAAACGUGAAUGUGAUCAAGAUGUUUUCCGGAGUUGUUGGGUUAGUUGUGGUGACGGUUCGUUGGGGGGGGCGCCAAGACGAGGAGACAGUCAGUGUGCCGACAUGAUGCUCCUUCUGAGGCAACAUCAAAGGACCCUCUUAGCAAAGUUAGAUAUUGUUGGUUGGGGAGCAUUUGUUAAGAAUCCUGUCAAUAAAGAUGAUUACCUUGGAGAAUAUACCGGUGAAUUGAUCUCCCAUCAAGAAGCAGAUAGGCGAGGAGAGAUAAAUGAUGUUACCUAUAUAUCUUACCUCUUUAACUUGAAUGACAAGUAUGUCAUUGAUGCAUACCGCAAGGGAGACAAGUUGAAAUUCGCAAACGACUCAUCAAAUCCAAACUGCUAUACCAGGGCAUUCAUCUUCCAUUGAUUGUUUUCAAUGACAAUGUCUAAUUCUGUUGUUUCAUUUAUCUGAGAUAUGAUUCAAUAUAUAGGUAAUGUUGGUGGCUGGUGAUCACCGUGUUGGCAUCUAUGCUAACGAGCAAAUCCAAGCUGGUGAAGAGAUUUUCUAUGAUUAUCGAUAUGGUCCUGAUGAAUCACUCGCUUGGGCCCUGAAGCCCACGCUUUCAAAGAGAGAUGUUUUGCCACUCCCUCGUGGUCGAGCAAAGAAGCACAAAUCUGGUUGAGCAGUCGGUCUUGUCGUCAUUAUGGAGUAUUUCUUUAUAGUUAAAAUUUUUUAUGUACAAUCUAUAACUACAUUGUUUAUGCACAA